AUGUCCGACCCUUCCACCUCCGCUGAUCGCUCUACCAAGGACCCUAAAAAGUCCAAGGGAAAGCAACCCGACUCUGAUUUGUCCUCAAAACUUGACAAGAGUGGCAAGCUCACCAAAGAAGAAUGCCAUCAUCAUUUCGAGAACAACCUCUGCCUCUUCUGUGGGUGCUCUGGGCAUGUGGCCAAAGAGUGUCCUAAGUCCUCCUCCCAAGCCAAAGCUAGGGCAGCCCAGGCUGAGGAUGCCAUGGAUUCUGUGCCCUCCAAUCUCUCUCUGCUGCCUCUGGUCGAUGCCAAUGACCCUAGGACUGCCUCCUCCUCUCUCCUGCUCUGCCACCCACCUGCAUCCGCAGCACCUCCAGACCUCUACCACCAUACCACCACCUCCUCAGACCCCUUUGUCAGGGCAACCACACCUGACCAUACAACCCCAGAACCACCUUCCCUGACCUCCCCCCACUUCCCUCAUCCUCCCAUCUUCACACACCUUUCACAACUACAGCCCGCACGCGAACCCGCAGGAAAAAUCACUGAAUUUGAGGAGCUUGGGGUAGGAUCCAGCACUUGGCUGCCUGGGACACCGCAAGUGUCCAGUUCUGAGGAGAUGGGCUUGCUUGUUGUUGAUGAAUCCCAACUUGUCAUUCCAUCCUCCUUCCUACCUCCGGUCUCCACACCUCCGGUACCUUCUCAUUCCUAUCUUACCUCCGGUCCUGAUAAUCUUAUUAUUUUAUCAUUUGAUAUUUUCUACAACCCCAAUCUUCCAGACUACAACUUCCGGGCUCCGGACCUUUCCGGAUGUCUUUCUCUGUAG
This is a messenger RNA of Cantharellus anzutake, 807 nucleotides long. RefSeq lists its product as uncharacterized. Gene Ontology annotation, molecular function: zinc ion binding; nucleic acid binding. The transcript has 4 exons. NCBI's taxonomy places the organism in Eukaryota, Fungi, Basidiomycota, Agaricomycetes, Cantharellales, Hydnaceae. The coding region runs from base 1 to 807 and encodes 268 amino acids. The record is from RefSeq and is a predicted model, not a curated record.